AUGUCUGACCUCAAAACUGACUUCGAAUCCGCCGCCGCGCUCGUCAAGACGUUCAGCAAGAACCCUACCAACGACGAGAAGCUGGCGCUGUAUGCAAACUACAAGCAAGCUACUGUGGGUGACAACACGACGCCCGCCCCUGGAAUGUUUGACCUGACGGGCAAAGCCAAGUGGAAUGCCUGGAACGAGAAGAAGGGUGUGUCCAAGGAGGACGCCAUGAAGGACUACAUCGCUGAGGUGGAGAAGCAGAAGGCCAUUUACGCCUGA
Molecule: messenger RNA, 267 nt
Organism: Peronospora matthiolae
Lineage: Eukaryota; Oomycota; Peronosporomycetes; Peronosporales; Peronosporaceae
Source: the annotation of a GenBank genome assembly